This is a messenger RNA of Perkinsus marinus ATCC 50983, 1132 nucleotides long. RefSeq names its product Glutamate 5-kinase, putative. Gene Ontology annotation, cellular component: cytosol; cytoplasm. Lineage: Eukaryota; Perkinsozoa; Perkinsida; Perkinsidae. The transcript is spliced from 5 exons. Gene Ontology annotation, molecular function: glutamate 5-kinase activity; ATP binding; RNA binding. The record is from RefSeq and is a predicted model, not a curated record. The coding region runs from base 1 to 1131 and encodes 376 amino acids.
AUGGCAAAUAUGGGAGGCUUAGUCGAUCUAGUGGCUAGCAUUAUGAGGGUACCGGGUUAUCAAGUGGUCAUUGUUACGUCAGCUGCUGUUGGAUUCGGCUGCCUUAAACUCAACUUGGCAAAUCGUCCUAGAUCUGAUCAACUUUCAUUAAAGCAAGCGGUUGCUGCUGCUGGACAAUCCCUUCUUAUAAGAUUGUAUGAGGAUCUCUUCGACGCGUAUGGCUUGAAAGUAGCGCAGAUUCUCUUAUCUAGAUCUGAUUUCUCGGCUAAGGACAGAUUUAGGAACUUCAGGAACGCUACGAACGAAUUGUUGAACAUGGGAGUUAUUCCUAUUAUAAAUGAAAACGACUGUAUAUGCGUUGACGAGCUACGUUUUGGUGACAACGACACGUUAUCCGCCUUGGUGGCUGUCAGCUGUAAUGCGGAAAGGCUUUUCCUGCUCACUGACGUCGACUGUUUAUAUGACAAAAACCCGCAUGAAUUCGCCGAUGCUAAACCUAUACGAGAGCUCAGCAGCUUAGAGCUGGCCAAGCUGGAUGUGGAAGUGGGUGGAGACAGCCAGUGGGGCACCGGGGGUAUGGCGACCAAACUUGUAGCGGCUAGGACUGCAGUAGCUGCUGGUAUAGAGUGUAUCCUCACGCAUGGUGCCAAGCCAAAUAAGGUACUGGAAUACCUCCGGGAUGGAUCUAGCAAGGGCCUCAUGACCGUGUUCAAAGUUGCUCCUGAUGGCAUGCAGUUCGCUGUAUCUAAAAUGACCUGGAGGAGACGUUGGAUGCUAGGGCUCGAGACUAGGGGUGUAAUAAGCCUGGAUAAGGGAGCUGCUGAGGCGAUAAGAAGGAAGAAGAGUCUAUUCGCUGCGGGGAUCACUCGCGUCACAGGCAGUUUCCAUCGUGAUGAUUGCGUGUCGCUGGUCGAGGCUGAAACCGGCGAGGAAAUCGCUCGAGGUGUGGUAAACCUUCGAGAUUUUGAAGUGGAGAAAAUCAGAGGACAUAAAUCGUCCGAGUAUGGAGAACUGCUGGGCUGCGUUGUAGCUCCGGAAGUCGCUUACAGAGAAAAUAUAAUUCUCACGACGGGAGCUCUCGCAGUUUUUGACAGCGAGGCGGAAGACUCAGAUCAGCCGAAUAACUUCUAGG